This is a messenger RNA of Prunus armeniaca (apricot), 474 nucleotides long. Lineage: Eukaryota; Viridiplantae; Streptophyta; Magnoliopsida; Rosales; Rosaceae. The record is from the annotation of a GenBank genome assembly.
AUGAGUGGUAAAUUUGGCAGAGUAACAGGAAGUGAAAGUUGGAGGUUUGCACAAAGUUUCGAUGUGGGACUUUGUGCAAGUUGCUGUGGUGAUGACAUGCGUCCUUGGAGAUUAGGUUCAACAGUCAAGAGCUUCGGCAAUCGGGAGCUUCGGCAGGGGAGAAGGCGUGUCUGCCUUGGUGCUAGUCGUCUUGAGGCUAGAUAUGCUUGGUUGAUUAUGACGUCUGAAAGUUCCAGUAGAGAAAGUCAUGACCCCCCUGCCUUUGGUGGGGAAGAUACUAAAAGUGAGGAGCCAAGUCAAUAUGUGUGUUCCGAAGGUGAGAGUUCCGAGACAAAGGUUGUGGUAGAAGGUGUUAUAGAAAGUAGGAUGGUAGUAUAUGAAGGUGAGAGGGGUGAGCCAUCAGUGGAUUCUGGGUCAGCUGCAUAUAGGGAGAUGCAGAGGAAUUACAAAGUGUUAGAGGCUAUAACUGAUUGA